This is a messenger RNA of Periconia digitata, 339 nucleotides long. The record is from the annotation of a GenBank genome assembly. NCBI's taxonomy places the organism in Eukaryota, Fungi, Ascomycota, Dothideomycetes, Pleosporales, Periconiaceae.
CCUCUUUCUUUUUUUCUCCAAUCUGUCUCCUCCCGGUCUCUCUCUCUCUCUCUCGCCCUACACGCAGUAGUACCAAGUAGGUACAUCAUCCACCUUUUGCCGAUGGAUACAUUCGCACUACCAGCCUCUGUUUUUUUUUCUCUUCUUCUCAUACACACGUUUUCUAACCCUCUCCGGUCGGCUUCUCGGCCCAUUCCACUCGCAGCAACCUAUCCACCACCACCCGUUGAAACGAGCGACGGCACAAGCGAGCUGUGUCUGUGGCAACCUGAAAAAGAUGAAUCAAUCGAACCAGCCCAGCGAACGAAUCAACGAACGAAUGAAUCAACGAUCCCUUGA